Messenger RNA from Erigeron canadensis, 1497 nucleotides. Its product is annotated as alcohol dehydrogenase 1. The coding region runs from base 173 to 1315 and encodes 380 amino acids. Gene Ontology annotation, biological process: formaldehyde catabolic process. Gene Ontology annotation, cellular component: cytosol. The record is from RefSeq and is a predicted model, not a curated record. The transcript has 8 exons. Lineage: Eukaryota; Viridiplantae; Streptophyta; Magnoliopsida; Asterales; Asteraceae. Gene Ontology annotation, molecular function: S-(hydroxymethyl)glutathione dehydrogenase [NAD(P)+] activity; zinc ion binding.
AAAAAAAAAAAUCUAACUACUUCUCAAGCUCAAGAUUCGACUAAAUCCAUAAUAAUUAAAACCUAUAAAUACCAACUUAUUCAUAGAAAGUAUUCAUCUCAAACAAAACCAACUACAAAACUAUUUACAGAUUUCCCAGUAUAUAUAGCGAUUAAGUAACGAAAAACAAAAAAUGUCAAGCACUGCAGGUCAAGUAAUUCGAUGCAAAGCCGCGGUGGCAUGGGAAGCAGGAAAGCCGCUGGUGAUGGAAGAAGUAGAGGUGGCGCCACCUCAGAAAAUGGAAGUUCGCAUCAAGAUCCUCUUCACUUCACUUUGUCACACUGAUGUUUAUUUUUGGGAAGCCAAGGGUCAGAAUCCUGUGUUUCCUAGAAUUUUAGGACAUGAAGCUGGAGGGGUUGUGGAGAGUGUUGGGGAAGGAGUGACAGAUCUUGAGCCAGGGGAUCAUGUCCUCCCUGUUUUUACCGGGGAGUGCAAAGAGUGUGCUCACUGCAAGUCUGAAGAGAGCAAUAUGUGUGACCUUUUGAGGAUCAACACCGACAGGGGCGUCAUGAUUCAUGAUCAGAAAUCUCGUUUCUCGAUCAACGGGAAGCCCAUUUUUCAUUUUGUUGGGACGUCUACGUUUAGCGAGUACACGGUGGUUCAUGUUGGAUGUCUUGCCAAAAUCAACCCUCUUGCCCCUCUUGACAAAGUUUGUGUCCUUAGUUGUGGCAUCUCCACUGGUCUAGGUGCUACUCUGAAUGUUGCAAAGCCCAAAAAAGGCUCGACUGUUGCCAUUUUCGGGCUGGGAGCUGUGGGACUCGCUGCUGCAGAAGGUGCAAGAAUUGCAGGGGCUUCAAGGAUCAUUGGGGUUGAUCUCAAUGCCAAUAGAUUUGAGCUUGCAAAGAAAUUUGGGGUAACAGAGUUUGUGAACCCAAAAGACUAUCAGAAACCGGUACAAGAAGUGAUUGCAGAGAUGACUAAUGGAGGCGUUGACAGGAGCGUUGAAUGCACUGGCCACAUUGAUGCUAUGAUCUCUGCCUUCGAAUGUGUGCACGAUGGCUGGGGCGCUGCGGUUCUAGUGGGUGUUCCUCAUAAAGAUGCUGUCUUCAAGACUAACCCUAUGCAAUUAUUGAACGAAAAAACACUCAAGGGUACUUUCUUCGGAAACUAUAAGCCUCGAUCAGAUAUUCCUUCUGUGGUCGAAAAGUACAUGAACAAGGAACUUGAGCUGGAGAAGUUUAUAACGCAUGAAGUUCCAUUUGCUGAGAUCAACAAGGCCUUUGAUCUAAUGCUUAAAGGAGAGGGUCUUCGAUGCAUCAUACGGAUGGAUGCUUAAAGUUAAGGAAGGCAAAAUUGUGUUGUAUAUGAGUGUACACCAGACUGGCAGUGAUCCUUGUUUGUCUAAUUUAAUUGUCUUUUAAAUUUUAAUCUUACAAAAUCUGCUUAAUACGGAGUACUGGUCUUUGAUCUUAUGUAAAAAAAUUUCUAAUGAUAAAAUCCGGCUCGCUGGUUUCCACU